Dimorphilus gyrociliatus is the source of this 3095-nucleotide messenger RNA. The record is from the annotation of a GenBank genome assembly. NCBI's taxonomy places the organism in Eukaryota, Metazoa, Annelida, Polychaeta, Dinophilidae.
ACAAAGUGAUAUUUUCUCGAGAAAAUAUGGGUCAUCCAGACGAUAUAGCACAGGUUACCGACGCAGCUUCUCUAGCUGAACUAGCACAUAGAGAGUAUCAAAUGGGAGAUUAUGAGAAUGCAGAAGCUCAUUGUAUGAUGCUUUUUCGUCAAGAUGCAGAAAAUACCGGGGUGCUCCUCCUUCUCUCAUCAAUUCAUUUUCAAUGUCGACGACUAGACAAGUCGGCAUAUUUUAGUCAGUUGGCUAUAAAACAAAACCCUAUGCUUGCUGAAGCCUACAGUAAUUUGGGUAAUGUUUACAAGGAAAAAGAUAAACUACAAGAAGCACUGGAGAACUAUAGACAUGCCGUACGCCUUAAACCUGACUUCAUUGAUGGUUAUAUAAAUCUAGCUGCAGCUCUGGUGGCCGCUGGUGACAUGGAACAAGCAGUACAAUGUUAUUGUACGGCUUUGAGAUACAACCCCGACUUGUACUGCGUUAGAUCUGAUUUGGGUAAUCUAUUAAAAGCUUUAGGUCGAUUAGACGAAGCAAAGGCAUGCUACCUGAAGGCAAUCGAAACCCAACCUAACUUCGCAGUCGCAUGGAGCAACUUGGGCUGUGUCUUCAAUGCUCAAGGAGAAAUUUGGUUGGCUAUUCAUCAUUUUGAAAAGGCCGUUGCUCUGGAUCCUAACUUUUUGGAUGCCUACAUAAAUCUAGGGAAUGUUUUAAAAGAAGCAAGAAUCUUCGAUCGAGCAGUCGCAGCUUAUCUGAGAGCUUUAAAUUUGAGUCCGAAUCAUGCAGUUGUUCACGGAAAUUUAGCCUGUGUGUACUAUGAGCAAGGCUUGAUUGAUUUAGCUAUUGAUACUUAUAAAAGAUCCAUUGAAUUACAACCAAACUUUCCUGACGCUUACUGCAAUCUUGCUAAUGCACUUAAAGAGAAGGGAAAGAUAACUGAAGCCGAAAAAUACUAUAAUGUGGCUCUUCAAUUAUGUCCCACACACGUAGAUUCCUUAAAUAAUUUAGCAAAUAUCAAAUUUGAGCAAGGCAACAAAGAUGAAGCAGUUACUUAUUAUUCAAAAGCUCUGGAAAUUUAUCCAGAAUUUGCAGUCGCCCAUUCCAAUUUGGCUUCGGUGCUGCAACAGCAAGGAAAACUACAAGAGGCGCUUGAGCAUUACGGUCAAGCAAUACGUAUUUCUCCAACGUUUGCGGAUGCAUACUCAAAUAUGGGAAAUACACUAAAAGAAAUGCAAGAUGUACAGGGUGCCCUACAGUGUUACAAUCGUGCUAUACAAAUCAAUCCAGCAUUUGCUGAUGCACAUUCAAAUCUAGCCUCCAUACAUAAAGACAGCGGAAACAUACCUGAUGCUAUAGCUUCCUAUAGAACAGCUCUGAAAUUGAAACCCGACUUUCCUGACGCUUAUUGUAAUUUGGCACAUUGCCUACAGAUAGUCUGCGAUUGGAAUGACUAUGAAUAUCGAAUGAAAAAAUUAGUGGCAAUUGUAGCUGAGCAGUUAGAAAAGAAUCGUUUACCUUCCGUUCACCCUCAUCAUUCUAUGCUAUAUCCAUUAACCCAUGAAAUGCGCAAAGCCAUCGCAGCAAGACAUGCAGCUCUUUGCCAAGAAAAAGUUAAUGUAUUGCAUAAAAAACCUUACGAACAUCAGAAAACUUUACAAGGUAAACUACGGAUAGGUUAUGUUAGUUCAGAUUUCGGUAAUCACCCUACUUCUCAUUUGAUGCAAUCGAUACCCGGAAAACAUACAUCGAACGUCGAGGUAUUUUGUUAUGCCCUCACUUCUGACGACAACACUAACUUUAGGAACAAAAUUAUGACUGAGGGCGAGCAUUUUGUUGAUUUAUCUUCCAUACCUUGUAAUUCGAAAGCAGCCGAUAGAAUUUAUGCUGAUGGUAUUAAUAUCCUUGUAAAUAUGAAUGGUUAUACAAAGGGUGCCCGCAACGAAUUGUUUUCGCUGAAACCUGCUCCAUUGCAAGUAAUGUGGUUAGGCUAUCCUUCGACAUCAGGUGCACAGUGUAUGGAUUAUAUAAUUACGGAUAAAGUUACAUCACCAGGCCAUCUUGCUUACUUGUAUAGUGAAAAAUUAGCUUAUAUGCCACAUACUUUUUUCAUAGGAGAUCAUAAGAAUAUGUUUCCUCAUUUAAGAAACAGAGCUGUUUUGAUAAAAGACGGUAAAAGCAGAGAAAAUGCGGCAAUUGUUAAUUUUAAUAAUCUUGAAGAACUUGUGGAAGCUCACGGGACUGGCGAAGUGCAAAUAGGUGAAGUAGAAGAGACAGAAGAUGGACAAUUGACAUUACCCCUCCUUUCAGAGGAAUUUUCCAAAAUUUGUUUAGAUGUUUCAUCGCAAUCAGCCGAUCAACCGAACGUUCAAUUUGAGUCUUUUACAAUCCAGAGCGGAUUAAGUAUUAGUCAAACAAAUUCAAAAGCUGCGUCAGGAGAAGAUAUACCAUCAACUAUUAUAGUAUCCACAAGAGCACAGUAUGGUCUGUCUGAUGACGCUAUUGUUUACUGCAAUUUUAAUCAGCUGUAUAAAACCGAUCCAGAAACCAUUAGAAUGUGGGUAAAUAUAUUACAGGAAGUCCCAAAAUCUGUUCUUUGGCUACUAAGAUUCCCAGCUGUGGGAGAGCCUAAUCUUUUGGCACAUGUGGCUAAGCUGGGAUUGGAUCAAACACGCGUAGUCUUCUCGCAAGUUGCCCCUAAAGAAGAACAUGUUAGAAGGGGCCAAUUAGCUGAUGUAUGUUUAGAUACACCACUUUGCAAUGGGCACACAACAGGAAUGGAUGUUCUCUGGGCGGGAACACCAAUGGUUACCCUUCCUGGAGAGACGCUGGCGUCCCGCGUAGCGUCUUCCCAAUUGUGUGCUCUAGGUGUUCAAGAAUUAGUUGCCAAGGAUAAGGCUGAUUACGAAAGAAUUGCUAUUCGUCUUGGAACAGAUGAAGUAUUCAGAAAAGCUAUUCGGGCGAAAGUUUGGAGGAAAAGGAUGACAUCAACGCUGUUUGAUACUGAUAUUUACGCAAAAGAUCUUGAAAGAUUAUAUGGUACUAUGUGGAAAAGGCACGAAAGAGGACAAGCGGUUGACAAUAUAUUUGAAUUGGAAGUUUAA